GCGCACGCGCAGAGCACCGCCCGCUGCGCGCCGCGCCCUCGUCCUCGUCCCCGUCCCGCGGGGCUUCGCGGCCGUGCGCGCGCCACAGGGAGGCAGCGAUGGCAGACGAGAUUGCCAAGGCGCAGGUCGCCCGGCCUGGCGGCGACACGAUCUUCGGCAAGAUCAUCCGCAAGGAGAUCCCCGCCAAGAUCAUCUUCGAGGACGACCGGUGCCUUGCUUUCCAUGACAUUUCCCCCCAGGCACCAACACAUUUUCUGGUGAUUCCAAAGAAACAUAUUGCCCAGAUCUCUGUAGCAGAAGAUGACGAUGAAAGUCUUCUUGGGCAUUUAAUGAUUGUUGGCAAGAAAUGUGCUGCUGACCUGGGCCUGAGCAGAGGUUAUCGAAUGGUGAUCAACGAAGGUGCAGAUGGGGGACAGUCCGUCUAUCACGUCCACCUCCACGUUCUCGGCGGUCGGCAGAUGCAUUGGCCUCCUGGUUAAGCACGCUUUGGGGACAGUUUUCCCACCUCUAGGCAGCGAUUAAGCUCGAAAGUUCCAGUACAUUAAACAGCACGCUUACCUAUGCCUGUGUAUGGAGAGAUUGAAGGGAUUAUUGUAAAAGCCUAUAUGUAAUAAAAGACAUUGCAUGGUU
This is a messenger RNA of Cavia porcellus (domestic guinea pig), 630 nucleotides long. RefSeq names its product histidine triad nucleotide binding protein 1 (gene Hint1). Gene Ontology annotation, biological process: purine ribonucleotide catabolic process. Gene Ontology annotation, molecular function: hydrolase activity. NCBI's taxonomy places the organism in Eukaryota, Metazoa, Chordata, Mammalia, Rodentia, Caviidae. The record is from RefSeq and is a predicted model, not a curated record. The coding region runs from base 99 to 479 and encodes 126 amino acids. Gene Ontology annotation, cellular component: nucleus; cytoplasm. The transcript has 3 exons.